Cyphellophora attinorum is the source of this 885-nucleotide messenger RNA. RefSeq lists its product as uncharacterized. The record is from RefSeq and is a predicted model, not a curated record. The transcript has a single exon. Lineage: Eukaryota; Fungi; Ascomycota; Eurotiomycetes; Chaetothyriales; Cyphellophoraceae. Bases 1 to 885 code for a protein of 294 amino acids.
AUGUCAAGCAUACAGUUCUACACCGACGACAAUUGCCUCGACGCAGGCACCCUCGGUAACUCAAGCGGUCCAUCCAAUGGUCUCUGUACGCAAUUCGGCGAGUCGGCAUUCAAGUCAUUUCGGGUCGUCACCCUCCAGAGAACUUGCGCUGUGACGAUCUACGGCUCUGAUGUGGCCUAUUGUUCGAGUACGAAUAUCGGGCUGGCUUCGUUUGGUGCCUGCAUGAAGAACACAACUGUCAACCAAUUCUCGGUGGAUUGCCAGGAUUUUCAGAUUGCGAACAGUGAUAGUCCGGCUUCGUAUAUCUCGCCAGCAGCGACGGCAACGGGCUCUUCAUCGACAGCAAGUGCGUCGCCUUCGAGUUCCGCUGCAGCGGCAGAGGAUGGACUAUCGACUGGAGCAAAAGCUGGGAUAGGCGCUGGGAUAGCAGUACUGGUCAUCGCUGCCGUCGCACUCGGCAUCUUCUUCGUUCUACGACGGCGGAGGAACGCUGGAACGACGACUACAACCGCAAAUGGACUACCCCAAGGAGGCCCAGGUCCACAAAUGGGCGAGCUGCAAGGCGACUACAGAAAUCCCCUCGAAGCACCACCAGGGUACUCAGCUGGGAUCGUGGGGAGUAAGAAUGUGGCAUACUGGCAGAAACCACCUCGGGUGCCGAAUGUUGCGCCAGUGGAGGCGCCAGGGGAUCACGCGUACCGAGGCGGGCUUCAUGAGAUGGAGAGUCCAGCGGUUGUGCCGGGGAGAAACGAUGCGCCUUUGGUCACGAUGGCUAGGAGCGAUCAUGGCACGGUGUCUAGUGGGCAUAGUGGUGCAGCGUCCGUUGUGUCGCCUUUGUCGAGGACGGGGCCGAGUCAGGUAUCGACGCUGUCGACUACGCGGUGA